This is a messenger RNA of Plectropomus leopardus (leopard coralgrouper), 6695 nucleotides long. It is a transcript of the gene casz1, whose product is annotated as castor zinc finger 1. Lineage: Eukaryota; Metazoa; Chordata; Actinopteri; Perciformes; Serranidae. The record is from RefSeq and is a predicted model, not a curated record. Gene Ontology annotation, molecular function: DNA-binding transcription factor activity, RNA polymerase II-specific; RNA polymerase II transcription regulatory region sequence-specific DNA binding. Gene Ontology annotation, cellular component: nucleus. Gene Ontology annotation, biological process: positive regulation of transcription by RNA polymerase II; regulation of neuron differentiation.
AGACAACAUCACCAACAGCUUGGUCUGUGCGUGUGUGUGUGUGUAUGGGGGCAAAGCGGAGAGCGAGAGAGAGAGGCAGCGCGCGAGAGGCAGAGAGAGAGCGACACAGAGAGCGACAGAGAGAGAGAGAGCAGGCAAGGGGGAGGCUCCAUAUUCUUUCACCUACCCCCCGUCAAACCACAGGAAGGAGGGGCCAGACCCUAAGCUGCCAAUCAAAUCCGCUCAUGGCAGCCGGCAUUAUCUCAGCAACAAACUAUUGACAGAUUACAUGUCAAGGAGUUUAGUGCAUGAUUGAAGGAAGCCUUUUUUAUCUAGUUACUUUUCCGCUUUAUUUCCCCCUCAACCAACCAACAUUCGAAUGACUUUCUAACAGAGUUGAGUAAUAUUAUGAAAGUUACAUGUCUGAGAGGAUUUAACUUCGACUUCCCUGAAUAUGCUAAAAGGAGUUUAUGCACUGAAACGACCUCAGGAAAAUCCAAGAUGGCCGCCAAAAGAAAAGGUGGCCUAAAACUCAAUGCUAUCUGUGCCAAGCUGAGCCGCCAGGUGGUGUUCGACAGCAGCUCCCAGAAUGCAGAGGGAGACCAGAGUGUAGCAGAAAACAGCGAGCGUGGCAGUUCCCACUACGAUGACAACGAGACCAACUUCCCCGACAGCCUGAGCCUAAAUCAGAGCCUAGAGGAGGACCAGAAGAGACGCGAGGCCAUCGAGAAGUGGGUCAAUGGUGAAUACGGCGAUGAGCCGCCGGCUCCUGACGAUGAACAGGAGAACGAACUCAAAGUCAGCAAUGACGAAGACUGCCCCCCUGAGGGCGUGUACAUGGUACAGCCCACUGGCUGCAGUGAUGAUGAAGACAACGCAGAUGAGGCCGAGCCAGUGGCAGGCUCUCAGGAUGAUGGUUACCAUGACGACAAAGACGUUGAAGAGAGGCCUUCAAAGGGUGACACCUACAUGCCACCGAGCGAGGCCCAGAGUCGCCAAGCACCUUUCUCCUCUACAGGAGAAGCCUCUGCCCUGCGAGACUAUGCAGCCAACACCAUGAAUGAAUUUUUGGGAAUGUUCGGUUAUGAUGACCAGCAGGUAAGGGAUGAGCUGACCAAGAAGAUCAGCUUUGAGAAGCUCAAAGCCGCUACCUCAGAUCCCUCAUCCCUCAGCAGUGAGGAGGCCUCACGGCGCGCACGCUUCUCCAAGUACGAAGAGUACAUCCGUAAGCUAAAAGCCGGUGAGGCCCUCCCUUGGCCCAUGCAUGCUUCCCCACCCAAACCAGACGACCUCAACCCAAAACUGGCCCAAGACAAGAGCGCUUCAAUGCUCCAGACCUCUGGGUGCCUCCCAGGGGCCGAGGCACAAAUCUAUCCCCCAAGCCUGGACCACAAACAGCCAGGAGGACCUCAGCUGGGCACCUCUCAGCCAACAAACCCCUCUCACAUCCAGAACAUGGCGCCCCGAGCCUCCAAGUAUGACUUCUUUAUUCAGAAGCUGAAGAUGGGUGAUAGUCUACCCCAGCAGAAUGGCAACACUUACAAGCGACCCUCCAAGUACGACCUGGAGAACGUCAAGUUUCUGCACCUCUUCAAACCUGGUGAGGGCAACCCGGACAUGGGCGGCGCCAUCGCCUUUAAGACUUGCAAAGUGGGCCGCCCCUCGAAGUAUGACAUCAGAACAAUUCAGAAGCUAAUGCCAGGAAAUCCCGAGGCCUCAUUGUUGCCCAAUGUCCUUGCUACAGCACCAGGGAACCCGGGAGCUCCCGGUGUCCCCACCGUGGGUGCAGCUGGGGCCAGUAUUGCUGCGGGCCUCACAAUGGACCAGACAGGACACAUAAGCUUCAACGCCUCUGACUACCUGAAGUCCAGCUUUUCAAAGACUGACUCCAUCACCACGGGCACUGUGUCCUCCGUUAAGAAUGGCCUGCCACCAGAUAAACCCGCCAGCGAUGACAUCAACCUCUACCAGAAAUAUAUUGCCAGGUUCUCUGGAAGUCAACACUGUGGCCACGUGCACUGUGCGUACCAGUACAGAGAGCAUUACCACUGCAUGGACCCCGAGUGUAACUACCAGGUGAGCAGGUUUACCAGUAAGCAGGAUGUAAUCAGGCACUACAACAUGCACAAGAAGAGGGACAACUCCCUGCAGCAUGGCUUCAUGCGCUUCAGCCCUCUGGACGACUGCAGUGUCUACUACCAUGGCUGCCACCUCAAUGGAAAAAGCACCCAUUACCACUGCAUGCAGGUGGGCUGCAGCAAGGUGUACACCAGCACCUCAGAUGUCAUGACUCAUGAAAACUUCCAUAAAAAGAACGCCCAGCUGAUCAACGAUGGCUUCCAGAGAUUCCGUGCUACUGAGGACUGUGGCACAGUUGGGUGUCAAUUCUACGGGCAGAAGACGACACACUUCCACUGCAGGCGUCCAGGAUGCACAUUCACCUUUAAGAACAAGUGUGACAUUGAGAAGCACAAGAGCUACCACAUCAAGGAUGAUGCUUAUGCCAAAGAUGGCUUCAAGAAGUUCUACAAGUACGAGGAGUGCAAGUACGAAGGCUGUGUCUACAGCAAAGCAACCAACCACUUCCACUGCAUCCGCUCAGGCUGUGGCUUCACCUUUACCUCCACCAGCCAGAUGACCUCUCACAAGCGCAAACAUGAGCGCCGGCACAUCCGCUCCUCCGGUGUCAUGGGCCUCUCUAGCACCUACCUGCCGCCAAAGGAUGAGCCAGAGGAAUCGAGCAAUGAUGACCUGAUGGACUUUUCGACCAUCAGCAGCAAGAACUCCAGCCUGAGUGCCUCGCCUACGACCCAGCAGUCCACCACUGUAUCACACCUGUUGGCCACACCAACAACUGCUGUCUCCUCCUCUGCAUCGGGACACACCCUCAAACCUACACCCUCACUGCCCAGUGCAGGCCAGCGUAUGUCCAGCCUGCUGUCCCAGGCCCUGCCUAGCAACAUGCCGGUGACCCUUGCUCUCUCCAACAGUGCUCUGGCUGCCAACAACCCAUUCUUCCCCCUCAUACCCAGGCUGCCUCUCCAACCACCUCCGCCAGCCGCUAGCUUGAUAUCAGCUGUAUCCUCUGGGGCCCACUCCAUGCCCACCGACUCACUGAUCCAAGGCUGCUCCACAGUGGGUGCAGAUGGAGCCAUGGCCUCUACCCCAACGUCCUUCGCCACCUCCUCCAUCAUGGAGAAGAUUUCGGCAAGCAAAGGUCUGAUAUCACCCAUGAUGGCCAGACUGGCAGCUGCUGCCCUGAAGCCCUCCAAUAACCCAGACGCAGGGAACGGGCAGCCGACUCCAGCCAGCCAGUUCAAUCUGGUUCAAGUGAAGCAGGAGCCAAUGGACACCAACUGUGGGGCCUCCCAGGACUCCACGCAGGAGCACAGCCUGGACCUGAGCAAGAAGGACCACAGUAAUGAAUCAAACGGACACCCUGUACCAGGGAAUACAUCUCUUUUAUCCUCGCUUAUGAAUAAGAUGUCACAGGUGAACCCUGCCCUGUUCAACGCCAUGAACCUGAAGACAGAGCUGGAGGCGGGCCAGGGCAGCAACACUUCAGAGGCAACACAGUAUCUGAACAGAGUGCUGAAGAGGCCUCUUCCAGAAAAAACCACUGAAAUCUGGAGGACAUACCUCCGCAGGUUUGACACAGAUGACUUCUGUGAGGCUCAGUGUGACUUCCUUCAGAAAGUGCACUUUCACUGCCUGGUAGAGGACUGUGGAGCUCUCUUCAGUACUGUGGAUGGGGCCAUAAAACAUGCUAACUUCCACCUCCGAGCCACCUUGAAAGUAAAGUCGGAGCCUCAGUACAGUGAGGGAAAAGACUCCAGUGAUGGAGCCUCGCUGCAGCCUGCCGCCCCUGUCUCCAUGGCCAACAAUCCCCCGAUGGAUGUGGCACACCUCACCUCCUCUGGCGGAUACAGCUCUCCUCCCCCUUCCCUGCUGGCCUGGAAGCAGCUGACGGGCAGCAUCCCUCAGAUGCCGGCCUCGAUGCCCAACCUGCCAGCUAACUCCCCUCUGGCCACCACCUCUCUGGAGAAUGCUAAACCACAAGUCAAACCUGGAUUUCUGCAGUUCCAGGAAAAUGAUCCCUGUUUGGCUACUGACUGUAAGUACGCAAACAAGUUCCACUUCCACUGCUUGUUCGGGAAUUGCAAGUAUGUGUGCAAGACAUCUGGCAAGGCCGAGUCCCACUGUCUGGACCACAUCAACCCCAACAACAACCUGGUCAACGUCCGGGACCAGUUCUCUUACUACUCUCUCCAGUGCCUCUGUCCCAACCAGCACUGUGAGUUCAGAAUGAGGGGCCACUAUCACUGUCUGCGGCCUGGCUGCUUCUUUGUCACUAACAUCACCACCAAGCUGCCAUGGCACAUCAAGAAGCAUGAGAAGGCAGAACGCCGCGCCGCCAAUGGCUUCAAAUAUUUCACCAAGAGGGAGGAGUGCGGCAGGCUGGGUUGUAAGUAUAACCAAGUCAACAGCCACUUCCACUGCAUCCGGGAGGGUUGCCAGUUCUCCUUCCUGCUCAAGCACCAGAUGACCUCACAUGCACGCAAACACAUGAGGCGGAUGCUGGGGAAGAACUUCGAUAGAGUCCCAUCCCAGGUGAUGCCACUCGGUCAGAGGGCAGAUGCAUCUGGCAUGAUGUCCGGAGCCAUGGGGGCCCACUCUGGUAUCAACUCCAGCUUUUCCUCCUCCGCCAUCAUGGACGAGACCGAUGAUUACAUGGACUACAUGGGAGGAGGGGGCAGCCCCUUGGGCCUCUCCUCCGAGUCCUCCAACCAGGACCGGAGCUGCACCAGCACGCCUGUAGGCAACGAUGGCUCUCCAGCAGGACAAGGCUGGCCCGCCACCACUUCUGCUCCUACCACCCCUGCUGACACUAGCGCUACCCAAAAUGCACCUCCUUCUUCCCCUCCUCCUCCACCACCGCCACCACCUCCUCCCUCCGCUCCUCAGCCUGGCUUCCAGUCCCAGGCCCCAUCUCUCUCUCCCGCUCUCCUCCGACCUCCUCUCUCCUCACUCCCAUACCUCCUCUCUCCAUCCUGUCUGUCAUACUCUCUGCUCAGCGCCUCUCUGGGAGCCACUCGGAGUGUUGUCAUGCCAACCAACACACCAGCUUUCAGCCCCAUCAUUGCCACUCCGUCUCCGGUUAAAAAUGACGUCCCUAUAGUGCAGGAUGCUGCAGGGAACACCAUCUCCAUUCCCACGGCCACCGGUGCCAAGAAGCGCUUCUGGAUAAUCGAGGACAUGUCACCAUUCGGCAAGCGCCGCAAGACCGCGUCGUCACGCAAGAUGCUGGAUGAGGGGAUGAUGCUGGAGGGAUUCCGGCGCUACGAUCUCUACGAGAACUGCAAGGACUCAGGCUGUCAGUUUUCUCUGAAGGUGACCCACUACCACUGCACACGCGAGAACUGCGGCUACAAGUUUUGUGGCCGCACCCACAUGUACAAGCACGCGCAGCACCACGAUCGCGUCGACAACCUGGUCCUGGACGACUUCAAGCGCUUCAAGUCGUCACUCAGCUGCAACUUCACCGACUGCCAGUUUUCAGGCAACAGCACUCACUUCCACUGUCUGCGCUGCGGCUUCCGCUGCACUGACAGCACCAAGGUCACAGCCCACCGCAAGCACCACGGCAAGCAAGAUGUGAUCAGCGCUGCCGGCUUCUGCCAGUUCAGCUCCAGCGUUGAUUGUGAGGUUCACGACUGCAAAUAUAAGCUCAAGUGCUCACACUUCCACUGCACCUUCCCUGAGUGUAAGCACACGGUGGUGGGCAUGUCCCAGAUGGACUCCCACAAGAGGAAGCACGAGAAGCAGGAGCGGGGUGAGCUGCCGUCUGUGUCGCCCAAGCAGGAGCAGGUGCACCACCUGGGAGGAAGUGUGUCUGCAGUCCCUCCAGCCUCCAUGAGUCUUUCUACUUCCUCACCUAGCGGCCUGCAUGGAUUUUCCCGCAGCAUUAACAGCAGUGCACCCUCAAUGCUCUACCCAACAGGUGGCAUGGGGUCCGAGUAUAACCACAUGUACCCGCCGACCUCCAUCAGCCUGGAUAGCUCCCUCAACCUGGGCACCGACACCAGCAGCUCCCUGUUUUUCCUGAAGAACGCGGUCGGUCUUGGCCUCAGCGACUCACUGGACCUCAGUAAGAAAAUGCAGCAUGAUGCAGCACGACCCAGCCACAACCCCACACCCCCGCUGGGGUUACCGGCAGCUCAGGACGACACCACGGGGACAUCUGGAGAGGCUGAAGAUGACCUGUCGCCGGAGGAGGAGGCACAUGUAGAGGAGGAGGAGGAAGAAGAGGAAGAAGAGGAGGAGGAAGAGGAGGAGGCAGAGGAGGAGCUCAACACUGACUCGAAUGAUGAUUUGAUGGUGGAGCCUGAUGGUGAGAAGGACAAUGGCGAGAGCUUUGAUGCUUCCGUUAACCACACUGAUACUUCCCGACUGGAAAAUCAAGAUGUUGAUCCAUAAAAAAAUUAAAAAAAAAAAAAAAAAAACUAUCAGCGACUGUAGGAACUGAAGAAAUACUCUGUGUACUAUGAACAAACGAAAAUGAAAGUGGCCUCAUUCAUCAUGUUUAGAGACUUGAGAUGACAACAAAAAACAACAACAACGUGGAGAAAAAAAAUGACGGCCCGAAAUGAUUUAUUAUGAUGUUUACAAGAUGACCAACAUUAUUAAUUCAAUUAUGCAUUAAAAAAAAUAAGAAC